Messenger RNA from Fonsecaea pedrosoi CBS 271.37, 1287 nucleotides. RefSeq lists its product as uncharacterized. NCBI's taxonomy places the organism in Eukaryota, Fungi, Ascomycota, Eurotiomycetes, Chaetothyriales, Herpotrichiellaceae. The transcript is spliced from 3 exons. The record is from RefSeq and is a predicted model, not a curated record. The coding region runs from base 1 to 1287 and encodes 428 amino acids.
AUGGCAGACUUUGAAGCCAUUUUAGCCAACAGCACAGACCCUGCACAGAACGCCGUGCACGCAUGUAUCCUGGCCGCGGUGGACAAAACCGGAAAGCAGCUGUACUUCAAAGCCGCGGGACACCCCAACGUCGACGACCCGACCAAUCGCGUCGACCCGGACGCGACGCUAUGGAUUGCGUCCUGCACGAAGCUGAUCGGCACGGUCGCGGCGCUCCAGUGCGUCGAGCGCGACCAGGUCGGGCUAGACGACCCCGUCGACAAGAUCCUGCCGGAGCUUGCGGCGCCCGAGGUUUUCUCGCCACCACCCAAGGAAGGAGGAGAGUCCCUCGAGGGCUCACAACGCUUCGUCACGCAGCCCGCCACCAACAAAAUCACCCUCAGAAACCUGCUGUGCCACAACAGUGGGCACGCGUAUGACUUCAUGGACCCCCUGCUGGUCGCCUGGCGGGCCUCGAGGGGUGAGGGCGCCGUGUCUCUAAGCGCGCUCGUGGCAAAGGCACAUACUAUACCUUUACUCUACCAGCCUGGUGAAGGAUGGUCAUACGGCGGCGGCAUCGAUGAUUUCUUCCACCUCCCCACCUCUCCUUCACUGCCUACAGCGUUUACUGACUCGAGUCUUAAAAUGGGGAAGUGGGCCGGUGAGAUCGUCGCGCGUCUCAACAACACCUCACUAGAAGACUACCUGCAGGAGCACAUAUUCAAGCCUCUGGGCAUCCACUCGACGACGUUCCGACUCGAGCGCCACCCGGAGAUCCAGGCGCGGCUGAUGCCCACGGCGGAGCGCAACGCCGACGGCACCUUCAAGAUGUCCCAGAAGAUGUGGCCGGACGAGGCGCCCGAGGACUGCGCGGGCGCGGGCCUGUACUCGACGGCGACCGACUACCUCGCCGUGCUGGGCGACCUGAUCCGCGACGAGCCGCGGCUGCUGAAGCGCGAGACAAUCGAAAAAAACAUGUUCGCGCCGCAGUUCGCGCCGGGCUCGCCCUCCCUCGCCGCCCUGCUGGGCAACACCGCCAUCAUCGCCGCCAUGACUGGCGCCGCCAACCUCACCGGCGGCAUCAACUGGGGUCUCGGCGGGCUUUACAUGGAGGACGACAUCGGGGUGCACCGCAAGGGCACCCUCACCUGGGGAGGCCUGCCGAAUCUGGUCUGGAUCAUGAACCGCGACCGCGGCGUCGCCGCCCUCUACGCCACCCAGCUGAUUCCCCCGGCCGACCCGAAGAAUAUCGCCCUGGCGAAUCACUUCUUCGACGAGGUAUUCCGCUUGGGCGCGACCCAGGGUUGA